Durusdinium trenchii is the source of this 1592-nucleotide messenger RNA. The record is from the annotation of a GenBank genome assembly. Lineage: Eukaryota; Dinophyceae; Suessiales; Symbiodiniaceae.
AUGUUCUGCUGUCGCCUCAUGAAUUAUGUGGGCAGCUUGGGCCCCUUGACAAUCCUCGAGAUUCGACAGCUGGUGGCGGAUGUCCGAGCAGGCUCAUUCAAAUCCUUGGGCUGUUUGAUGGAGCCUUUCCUUCAUUGCCUGAGCGCUAUGGACUGCCCGCAGGGGCGACAACACCAAGACGUGUACUCUGGCUGUGCCUUCUUGGCUAUGAUCAUUUUUUGGACACAGCUGUUGGACUUGGCCAUUUUUUCCGAGAAGAUCAUGGCGUGUGUUCUGGUGUGCAGCUGUUUGGUCGCAGAUAUGGCUCUAUUCCUUUUGGCCCUUCUCACCAUUCUCUUGGCCUUUACCGUAGCCAUUGGUACCUUGCAUUACCAUGUUUCCGAACAUGGAGGCGCAGGGGCCUGGCUCAGAGAGUUGACGCUGAUGGCCUUGAGGAUGUAUGCGCAAGAGCACUAUUUGGAGUUGAAGGGCAUUGCCCGGCUGAAGCGCGCGAACAUCACCUGCACCACCUUGAAAGACAUCCCCCAGCACCGGCGUAUGGCCUUCCUGGACUCCUUGGGCCUUGAGGUCUUAGAGCCCGCCAUCGAGAGGGUGGUCACAGAGGACACCAUCAAGCGCUUUGGGGGACCAAGUGCUCCAACCGUACCAUGGCCCAAGGAGCACAUCGAGGAGGUUUGGCCAGAUCGGUGCGCGUUUGGUGGCUGAAUUUGGGUUGAUGCCGAUGGGCUCUGCGCCGGCUCUAACCCACAAAGCUGUGUCAUCACUAAAGGGUUGGGAGCACAUGGGAAGACUUUCUGCUUUUACUGAACCAUGCCGGAGGGAACAUCUUGCUUGAUUCUUUCUGCGCCUUUGUUAACUUUUCACCGGGUCCAAAUCCUUGGAUUUAUUGCUUAAAAGGGUGCGACCCCCUUUUCAAGCCUUUGCGGCCAGGCUAGACCCCAAUGACUGUUGUAGUUGAAGGGCAACUGAAAGGAUAAAUUACCAACAAGAUCAUCGAUACAUGACAGGUGGGACGUGGGGAUGAACCUGCCAGCUUUCCCGCCGUGCAGGAGGAAGCGGACAAGCUGGCCGCUUUAGAAAACAAGCUGAUGAAGGUUGUCAAGAGUGGCAAGGCUCCGGGGGUCCACGAUGACUGAGGGAUGGCAGGUGAGAAUCUGAGGAUGGAACAUGGAUACUGCGAUUCAUAAUUCAUAGAUAUUCAUAGUUUAUGUUGGAGGCCUUGUUGAAACUGUUUGAAACUACACUACUACACUACUGUACAUUCAACAGUGAGGCGCAUCGCAAUAGCCGCACUUGUCAUGGCGGCAGCGGCGGAGAAGGGAGCGGCCCACGGCCGCUGGCGCGACCGCUGUGGGUGUCAGCAUGUGUGAGGAGGAGUGAGGGUGCAACCCCCCCAAGUUGUUGGACAGCCAAACAUGCCAUCGAGGCCGUCCGGCUGCAGGAAUUCACUACAUUGUACAUUGCAUGUGCCUGAGCAGGGGCGUGUACUUGCGUAAUUCGUGGGUCACGAAAGCGGGGGCGAAUGCGGAGCUGGAGAUCUCGGAAAUUCAAACAUGUCAGGUGGGCGGAGGGAACCAUGAGAAAUCAGUUGC